Molecule: messenger RNA, 1805 nt
Organism: Myotis lucifugus (little brown bat)
Lineage: Eukaryota; Metazoa; Chordata; Mammalia; Chiroptera; Vespertilionidae
Gene: RAD51
Product: RAD51 recombinase
Exons: 10
Coding region: 308-1327 (339 amino acids)
Biological process (GO): DNA recombinase assembly; mitotic recombination-dependent replication fork processing; mitotic recombination
Cellular component (GO): condensed nuclear chromosome
Molecular function (GO): ATP-dependent DNA damage sensor activity; ATP binding; double-stranded DNA binding
Source: RefSeq, a predicted model, not a curated record
UGACGCGGGCGUGACCCUGCCCGGGAGGGUUUGGCGGGAUUUACGAAACUGCCUGGGCAGAGCGCGCACUGUGACUGGGGCUGAGGCCUGAGGGGAGCAGAGGCGUCCCCCCCGGCGCGUAGUUGGGAGCUGAAACUCGCUUGAGUUGUGUGCAGAAGGUCGGAGCAAAGGAGGAGAGAAGUGGGGCGCCAGCGAGGGCGUCUGGAGUCCGUCCAGGGGCGGGCGCCUGCCGGGCCAGCGGGCGGAGGUCGGAGCGGGCAUCCCGCCGCCGCCGGGAGAGCUGCGGCCCAGUAUUGAACGCUGAGUAAUGGCUAUGCAGAUGCAGCUUGAAGCAAAUGCAGAUACUUCAGUGGAAGAAGAGAGCUUUGGCCCACAACCUAUUUCACGAUUAGAGCAAUGUGGCAUAAAUGCCAAUGAUGUGAAGAAAUUGGAAGAAGCUGGAUUCCAUACUGUGGAGGCUGUGGCCUAUGCACCGAAAAAGGAGCUAAUAAAUAUUAAGGGGAUUAGUGAAGCCAAAGCUGAUAAAAUUCUGACUGAGGCAGCUAAAUUAGUUCCGAUGGGUUUUACCACUGCAACUGAGUUCCACCAAAGGCGAUCAGAGAUCAUACAGAUUACUACUGGCUCCAAAGAACUGGACAAACUACUUCAAGGAGGAAUUGAAACUGGAUCCAUCACAGAGAUGUUUGGAGAAUUCCGAACUGGGAAGACCCAGAUCUGUCAUACAUUGGCUGUAACAUGCCAGCUUCCCAUUGACCGGGGUGGAGGUGAAGGAAAGGCCAUGUACAUUGACACCGAGGGUACCUUUAGGCCAGAGCGGCUGCUAGCAGUGGCUGAGAGAUAUGGCCUCUCUGGCAGUGAUGUCCUAGAUAAUGUAGCAUAUGCUCGUGGGUUCAACACAGACCACCAGACCCAGCUGCUUUAUCAAGCAUCAGCUAUGAUGGUAGAGUCCAGGUAUGCACUGCUGAUUGUGGACAGUGCCACCGCCCUCUACAGAACAGACUAUUCCGGUCGAGGUGAACUGUCAGCCAGGCAGAUGCACUUGGCCAGGUUUCUGCGGAUGCUUCUGCGACUUGCUGAUGAGUUUGGUGUAGCUGUGGUAAUCACCAACCAGGUGGUAGCCCAAGUGGAUGGAGCAGCCAUGUUUGCUGCAGAUCCUAAAAAACCUAUUGGAGGAAAUAUCAUUGCUCAUGCCUCAACAACCAGACUGUACCUGAGAAAAGGAAGAGGGGAAACCAGAAUCUGCAAAAUCUAUGACUCUCCCUGUCUGCCUGAAGCUGAAGCUAUGUUUGCCAUCAAUGCGGAUGGAGUGGGAGACGCCAAAGACUGAAUCAUUGGGUUUUUCCCGUGAUAAACCUGAGUGCUGCAGCCUCACGGAGAAGACUGCUCCCUGGGGUUCUUCGCAGGCCUCUUCCUGUUGUGACUGCCAGAAAAAGGGCAUCCGGGAACACAGCUAUUGUAUCAGCUUUUCUGAUGGAGUAAACAGGAGACAGUCAGUAGUCACAAACUGAUCUGAAAUGUCUGUUCCUUCUCUAGAGAGUGUGCUAAUCUCUAUGUGAAUUCUUUGGUUGGGGGUGGGGGUGGGGGAUACCUCUGACAUAGUGCCUUGAGGUUGACGUGGGACUAACAGCUGGACAAUCUGGUGUCUCUAAGAGAACUAAAGCUGGGAAGACCUAACUCUUCUCUCACUGUCUGAAUAAUGAAAAAAUGUCUGAGCAACAGGGCAAAGGGGAUGGGUCUCCUCACAGGUUCUUUUUCUCUGUUGUAAAUCUGUCAAUAAAUCUGCCAAUCAGGCAGGUUUUUAAGUU